GCUCUUAGGAUAAAAUGGCUGAUAGUAAUACUAACUUGAUUUGAUACUAUUGAUUGAAUGCCCACGAUGACGAUGACGAUGAUGAUGUUGAGGAUGAAAAUGGUGUUGCUGGCGGUGAUGAUGCUGUGGGAAAAGGAGGGAGGUCAUAGUAGUAUUUCCACGGCAAACGCUCAAUCCCCUUCAGCAUACUUUGGCCCGAUCUAUUUGAUAGUGGUUGAGAUUGAGCCAUGGUCGUGCGACGGGAUAGUGACGGAGACGGCGCGCUUUGAGUACAUGGACAACCUGCCGCCCAAAGCCGAACGCGUGGUGGGAUGCAGGCACGGUGAGAACGUCACCGACAUCAGUUUGUUCAGGCGCCUUCUUUCGGAGGUCGUGACUCUUUCUCGGUUUCAACGAGUGCCCGUCUCCCUCAGUCUCCCCACCUGCUCGCUGGAAUGGCACUGGGGGCUGACCAAGAACCCCGUCAACUACACGCUUUUCUAUACCAAGACGAGGAUGCUGCAUUCGUGCGAUCGAUCGUGGGGGGCGAGGCGGCAGUACUUCUUGACCAUCUCGCUGCCCGAUUGGCACUGGAAUUUCGCUAGCUUGCUAGCGCGUGUCGUACUGCAGUUCGCUCUGGACGGCGACCCUGCCGUGAGCGUCCGUCACAAGCGACCUGGGUUGAAGACGCGCACGACGGCCGACUGGUCGAUGGAGAAGCGCUUCUUCAAGGGGACAGCCAAGGCGAAAGGCCAGUUUAAGUCGGUGAUCACUGUGGGACCCGUCAAGGCUGUGGCAGCGGGAGAUGUUGUUGACAUCAACGUUGCGUACCAGUACGUGGGGGUGAACAAGAGCUGGCCGCACUGCAGCUGCCCCUACCACUACCGGUUCUUCAAUCAGUCGACCAUCGUGGCGGCGCUGAUGUUCGUGCUUGUGUUGACGAUCGUUACGUCGUGUCUAGUGGGCCUAGGAGCAAGGAACCUGUGCGGGCAGCUGAAGGACUGCUCGCGCUGCCAAGGGACGGGUGUGGGGCUGCCACAGCAUCGAGCGCGGGGAAGAACCGUACCUGCUGGAGUUUGCCGCAAGUGCCGCGGCCAGGGAACAGUCCACACGACUCGGGGGUUCCCGCGAUGGCUGCGUGUCAUCGGCUUCUUCGGUCUGCUGACUAUCAGACUCCCUAGGUGCGCGAAUAAUAAUAAUAAUAACCCCUCCGGCGGGAAGUUGAACCCCAUUCCGAUGGGAGGAGGAGGCCGGCGGUCUUCCUCUGCCAGGGUGUCGGGCCCAAGCUCCUUCUCGGACUGGAACAUUACCCAGUCCGGGAAGGCACUGGCGGAACAACAACGAAGUAGACGCCAAAGCCGGCGGCUAUCGGAGAUGCCAGGUGCCCCAACCAGCAUCAAGCAAGGACAAGGACAAGGACAAGGACAAGACGGCGGCCGCGACACCUCCUAUCCUUCGCACCCCAAUCCUCCUGCCAGCGACGAGCAACCGAACAAGAGACAGUCAGUAGUGGAACACAAGCGGAGGUCCCGGAUGUUAGGACAUCGUCGAAGCCGUAAUGCGAGUGAUCAUGAACUGCAACUGCAACAAGCAGAGGGAGGAGGAGGAGGAGGAGGAGGAGGAGGACUUGCAAAUGGCAGUGGUGAAGGGACUUCUAGACAGGCGAGAGUAUCUGUCCUAGGUUGGGAAAGAAGUUACAGGAACAGACACAGACAGUCCGGCCUGAAAUUGGUCCAGAAGGAGCGGGAGCUGGUCAUAAGCAAGGACCAGGUGCAGGAUCAAGUUGUAGUUGUCCUCCAGAGUGAUAAACCCGCCGCGCAUGCUCAGGAACCCCCAGCAUAAACUCGAGUUCUUGUUCCUCAGAGCCGAGGGUCAGAUCCCACUACCGUGGAUUAUUCAUUUUUCACCCUCGAUUACGAAGGUCAACGGUCACAAAUGAACAAUAGGGGCUACC
Messenger RNA from Chara braunii, 1933 nucleotides. The record is from the annotation of a GenBank genome assembly. Lineage: Eukaryota; Viridiplantae; Streptophyta; Charophyceae; Charales; Characeae.